CUCCUAAGAGGAUUAUGUUUUAAAGGUAGAUGUGUGAUUACAUUAAAUAUUUGACUAUUAUAAUUACUUUCCUGUAUUGUGUCUCACUAGGAGUUAUUUUUCAAGCUUACUGAUCAGAAAUAAACACUAAUUUGGGGAGGUGGGGCAUGUUUCUCACUCAUGCUGUAUAAAUAUGAAAAUGAAUUCUGAUUCUGCAGAACAAGUAUCUCAGUGACUAGAUUUGUUCACACAGAAUUUAGUUUUUCUACUAUUGACCAUGUACCUCCACUGGCUAAUGUUUGCUCUUGCCUCAGUUGGGUUGGUGUCUGAUGCUGAAAACUGCAAUCAAACAGAAUAUUCUGCAGCUUAUGACAAACUUUUUGUACAUCUUGGCUUGGACAAGAAUGGCGAUCAGAAACGGCCGUUUUAUGACGAGGAUGGUACCCAUGUUUAUAUGGAACUAUAUGUGUCCUCCAUCAUAGAUGUGAAUGAAAAAGCCCAAAGCCUCAUGACACAGGUCAGAUUGAUAACUGCUUGGAUGAAUAGAAAUAUGGGAUGGAACAGCAAUGAGUUUUGUGAAAUGCGUACAUUUUCAGGCCGGAAAGACAAGGUUUGGACUCCGGACAUUGUCAUAGUAGAAAGCAUCAAGACAGAGUUUGGAACAAAGGAGUCUCCAUAUCUGCAGUUCUACGAUUAUGGUUAUACAGUCUUGUCUGACAUUUUAGCUCUGACUUCAGCCUGUAAGAUGGACCUGCACAAGUUUCCAUUUGACAUACACAGCUGCAAUAUGACGCUUCAAUCUUCAGCAUAUUCAAUCGAGGAGCUUAAAGUUCUAACAUUCACGGAUCCAAACUGGGUAACCCACGAGUCAAAGCAGAGUUUUCAGGCCCAGGGAGAGUGGGAGCUCGUCAAUAUAAAUAUUGAUAAGUCUAAUAUUUCUGUGGGAUAUGAAUGGGAUAUGAAGGAUCAGCUCAUAUAUCAGAUCACCAUAAAGAGGAGACCUCUGCUGUAUGUCAUCAACAUUAUACUGCCAGUAUUUUUUUUCCUUGUGUUGGAUGUGAUGUCCUUCUUCAUUGACGCAAGUGGAGCAGACAAGCUGAGCUUUAAAGUGACUUUACUGCUGUCUAUUUCUGUGUUGCUGUUGAUUCUUAAUGACACGCUGCCCUCUACAGCUGAUAAAAUCCCACUGAUUGUUUUCACAGGGAUUUACUGCAGUGUGGUUUUCAGUCUAAUUGGCAUCAGCAUUCUGGAGACCAUUCUUGUGAAUUUUCUGAUGACCAGAGGAGUUAAGAAGAGAUCAGCAGCAUCACUAGAAACCACAACUGCUGAUGCUAUAGGAUCCCUGCAGAGCUCUCCAGACUCAGUCAGAGAUCAGAAUGGAGAACAGUCUUGUACUCUGGACCUUCUGAAGCAGAUCCUCAGCGAGUGUCUGGCUGCAACUCAACAAAACCAACAAGAAAAUGCAUCUCUGUGCUGGACCAGAGUGGCAAGAAUCAUAGAUGUGACCUUUUUGGUUCUUUACAUUAUAACCAUUAUUGUGUUUCUGUCUGUGCUUGGGAAGAUUUGGUUUCAUAGUGAUGUCUUAUUAGAUGAUGGCACACAGUAAUAACUUUUAUUCAUGGUGAUUUAUUAGAAUGCAGGUUGAUAUUUUAGUUUUAUAUUCAUGGAAAUGGUUUUUAUUUCAAGUUUCUUCUUAUCUUUCAAUUCCAUAAAAAAAAGCCAUACAA
Onychostoma macrolepis is the source of this 1706-nucleotide messenger RNA. RefSeq names its product 5-hydroxytryptamine receptor 3A-like. Gene Ontology annotation, cellular component: membrane; neuron projection; synapse. The record is from RefSeq and is a predicted model, not a curated record. Bases 257 to 1585 code for a protein of 442 amino acids. Gene Ontology annotation, molecular function: extracellular ligand-gated monoatomic ion channel activity; transmembrane signaling receptor activity; neurotransmitter receptor activity. The transcript has 9 exons. Lineage: Eukaryota; Metazoa; Chordata; Actinopteri; Cypriniformes; Cyprinidae. Gene Ontology annotation, biological process: monoatomic ion transmembrane transport; signal transduction; chemical synaptic transmission.